CAAAGGUACCAAAGAAAAAGAAAUGGGAAAGAGAGAAAUUUUAUUGGUUUUGAGUAUGUUUCUAGCGAUUUCAAGCUCAGAGGGCGUGAACGAAUUCGAUUACUACCAAGUCGUGCUUCAAUGGCAACCGGCCACUUGUAGCAGUGCAACUCUAAAAACUGUAUGCGUGCAACCUCCAGAAGAUAGAUAUAGUGUCCAUGGUGUUUGGCCUAGCCUAUCGUCAGGAUAUCUUCCAACGUGUUCUGGUACUCCGCCCUAUGAUGCCAGAAUGAUAUUGACGAUUCAAGCUAGGUUAGACCAAGACUGGCCAAACGUGAUAACCGGACAAAACCCGCAGUUUUGGAGCUACGAGUGGACAAAGCACGGGACUUGUUCGAGCGCGUAUCUGAACCAAUUCCACUACUUCAAUUUUGGACUAUGGGUAUAUACCAAUUACGAUCUGCAAUCUAUUCUGUAUCAAUAUGGUAUCUACCCCAAUGGACAACAAUACACAAAAACAGUUGUCCAAAAUGCAAUUUAUAGUGCAACGGGAAAGUGGCCAGCCCUUCGCUGCAACAACAACUACAGAACUGGUAACAUGCAGUUGCAUGAAAUAAGUUUGUGUUUCAGCAAGAAUGGACAGAUUCUCAUAGACUGCCCAUUCAAUGUCGUUACAUGCAAUGAAUAUUUCGUAUGGAAUUCAUGGAGUUAUUCAGCGAGUGUGGCUAAGGAGUAAAACUAAUCACUGCCUUGAAACUGCUCUUACUACGAGGGUUAAGCUGUUGGAAGUUAUGUUUCUUAAUAAAUAUCUAUCUUUAGUGUGUUUGUAAGAUAUGUUUUCUAAUAAUUGUCUACCUUCAUCGUGUGUUUAUGAGGGAUAGAUGGAACAAGUUGGUGUGUAAUGCCGAAAGA
Molecule: messenger RNA, 891 nt
Organism: Momordica charantia (bitter melon)
Lineage: Eukaryota; Viridiplantae; Streptophyta; Magnoliopsida; Cucurbitales; Cucurbitaceae
Product: ribonuclease MC-like
Biological process (GO): RNA catabolic process
Cellular component (GO): extracellular region
Molecular function (GO): RNA binding; ribonuclease T2 activity
Source: RefSeq, a predicted model, not a curated record